AUGUCAUCUUCAGUUUUAGUGAAUCUGCCUUUUGUUAAAUAUGGUGUUAAGCUGUACGACCAUCGAAAAUAAACUUGUUGCUUAGUUCUAUUUUGCAUCCAAUUAGUUAUCUCACCCCAAGGAAUGAAAUCACCGAUCUGAAAUAUUUCUACCAGUUUUGACAGCCUUUUGUCUUCUUCAUUUUUCCAAGUGCAUUGAACUUUGGGUAGUUUCUUUGUUGUAUUGUAUCUGAUGAGACAUUGAUAUGCUGUACGAUUUGUACUCAAUUCCUUUGCAAUCUUGUCCCAAUCUUGAUACUGAUACUUCUUGGCGAUUUUCCUGAGUUUAAUAUCCUCUGACUUUGUCCAACGCUUCCUAUUGAUGUCAGGGUGCAAGUAAACAUUCCACAUAACGCAACAAUCAAAUGGAGAGUGUACCUCUUCAAAAUAGACAGAUGAUAUUCUAAACCAAUUGUACUCUUUUUCCUGUAAUGGACUGAUUUCUUCCAAAGCAUCCAUUGAUGAAAACUUUGCCUUUUCUUCCUUCUGCCUCUCAAUUUCUUUUGUUACCGCGUUUAAAAGAGUGUCUCUUUCCUUUUUUGUCCAUGCGGAUAUUUUGGGAAGAUUUUUCAGCUGCAAUUCUUUACAGUUUUCUUUCAAUAUUUCGUCCGUAUUGUUGGAGGCAGAGAAGUAACGUUUAUCCUUAAAAUACGGCAUACCAGCGUUGUAAAUUAAUAUCUUUUUAUUCCCAACUGUAUGCGUUUCUAAACUACACUCUAUCGCUUUCAAUUUUUGUUCACACUUUGCAAGAGCGAAAGUUAUGUCGCUUUUCAAGUCCAUCAAAGAGGAAAUUAUUUGUUUGUUAAAUUCUAACAUACGAUUGCAGUUUUCGAUAUUAUGUUCCGUGAACUUGUCAUCAGUGUUAUUUUUGAGUGCGUCCACUCGAUUUUUGGCGGUAUCUCGCUGCGGAUCAUCGAUGAAUUCAUUUGCCUCAUAAUUAUUUUCAAAAUGAUCUUCAUUGUCUAAUAUUAUACUUUCUAAUAACAGUAUUUCGGCUAGAUUCUCGUCAUCCUCAUUGAGUACCGUGUUCAUCAUGCAUAGACUUGCAAAGAAAUUCUAGCACUAUUCUUGUCAAUUAUCUUAUACUAUCGAUCAACAUUAAAUUGCAUCGAUUCACGAAUCAGCUUGUGAAAAAUUAUUUAUUAUAUCAGUGUGUGUACAUACGUAUCGUAAAUAAAAUUACAAAAGAUAAAAGUUUCGGAUGCAUUACAAGUUAUGUUAUAAAAUUCUGAAAUUACGUUCAUUUACAUACGUGUUUGAUCGUGAUAAACAAAACGUGUCAAAAACAGUUUUUAAAAUGUGACGAGUUUCUUGACUGUUACGCUGCUCUCCUUAUACCUGUUACAAUGUCUAACUACAAUGUGUUCUGCAGCAUUAAUCACAACUCAAAACGAUAACGAUAAAAUUGUGUAUUGAGUCGGCCAUCCAAUUGUCACUGAAGUAAACUCCCACAAUAUUACUAUUACUAUUACUAUAAUAAACAAAACAGUGAAAAAUUGGUUAAUGGAAUCGCAAGAUUUUGACAUUCGACCGGAAGUUGUGCACAUAUGUUUACGAUAUAGUUCGUGCAGAAGUGGUGCAUGCGCAGUCUCUACGGCCUGAAUAUGUCGGCUGGGUAAAAUACGUUAAUUGUUAUCAUGACUGGAAUGAUUUCCUUUGGUUAAGUUCGUUGCUGUUAAAUCGCUGCGAAAUUUCAAGCCCGCUAUAUCGUAGAUUAAGAAAUUUAGUAAAGAGGGCCUUAUGUCAACUCAGUUCAACAUUGAAGGGGCCGACGACGUGUGCCAAUAUGAAGAAGCUGUUUUCAAAAAUCGAAAACACGUCGAAGGAGCCUAACAGUUACAUAGGGAAAGUUUUUGUGGUGGGACGUUACACUGUCACCGUCGAGGAGGUUUUGGCCGAAGGAGGAUUUGCCAUUGUAUUCCUGGUAAAGUCAUCGAGUGGACGUUAUGCGCUUAAACGCAUGUAUGUUAACAAUGAUCAUGAUCUCAACGUAUGUAAAAGGGAGAUACAAAUUGCAAGUAACUUGAAUGGUCACAAAAAUAUCAUAGGAUAUUUGGAUAGUAGUAUCACUCACAUUGGUGGAGGGGUACAUGAACUUCUGCUCUUAAUGCCUUAUUGCAAAUCUCAAGUUUUGCAGAUGAUGAACAAUAGGUUACAAACAGGAUUUAACGAAUCUGAAGUUCUACAAAUAUUUUGCGAUGUUUGCGAAGCUGUAUCUCGAUUGCAUCACUGUCAGACACCAAUAAUACAUAGAGAUUUAAAGAUUGAAAAUAUAUUGUAUUCUGAUACUGGCCAUUAUGUAUUAUGCGAUUUUGGUUCUGCAACAGCAAAAAUUCUUAAUCCUAGUGUACAGGGUGCGGCGAUAGUUGAAGAAGAAAUUAAAAAAUAUACAACCCUCAGUUAUAGAGCACCUGAAAUGGUUGAUAUGUACUGUGGGAAACCUAUUACAACGAAAGCAGAUAUAUGGGCAUUGGGGUGUUUGUUAUACAAACUUUGUUUCUUUACAUUACCGUUUGGAGAAAGCACACUUGCCAUACAAUCGGGAAAUUUUACAAUACCAAAUAAUUCAAGAUAUAGCAGAAGUCUUCAUUGCUUAAUUCGUUAUAUGCUCGAACCGGAUUCUGAUAACCGCCCCGAUAUUUAUCAAGUGUCUGUGAUUGCAUUCCAAAUUCAGGGAAAAGAAUGUCCAGUACAGAAUUUACAUAAAGUUCAAACACCAGUUUUGGAAUCAUUACCUUGUCCAUCUAUGGAAUCUGACAACGUGAAGAGGUCGUCACUAGUUAAGACACCAAAACCGACUCCAGUAACUACUGUUGAGGGUACGUCAGUCACACCAAGACAACGACCAAAAGGACAGGCUGUGAGCACAGGUCCGAUAAGCCUAAGCGGUCAGAUUGUGAGCCAAAUAUCUGGUCAAGGCAGUCAGGUUCAAUCACAAAGUUCCGUAGGGAAUACGAUUUCGUAUGUUCAAAUGGGUCAACAACUUGCUCCAUUGAACACAUCACAACCUUAUUUAGGGCAAAAUAUGCAACCAAAUGUUCAGCCAUUACCAGUGAACACUCAAGCAUCUGCUCAUCAGGUUUCAACACUCACCCAAGUUUCGCCGCAAGUUUGUUGCGCCACUAUUAAUCAGAAUGUUCCCUUUGGACAUCAAUCGCAAGUCCAAAAAUCGCAACACAGUCAGUCACAAUGUUCUACAGUUAGACGAUCUCCUGUAAGUGUUCAAGAUACAGUAAGUUCGUAUUACUUUGAUUCAUCGGUGGCAACAAAUGUGAACGAAGAAAAUCUAGAAGCGCUAUUUCCACCAUCUGGUUAUCCAGAUCCGUUUAAAGAUGAUAACCGAGCUAUGCCACCACCCGCAAAAAUACCACCACCCGUCGCUCCUAAACCCUCUAAAAUUCUAUCCAAGGCAUCAAAUUCUACUAGUUGUCCACCUCCCAAAUUUACACCUGUAAAUUCGUUAACAUCGAAAAUAAAUACUCCGACAGGGACUAACAUUACGCCUGUAAUAGUACCAACUUUACCAAAACCAGUCAAUAAGACCGAAAGUUUAAGUCAAAAUAUAAGUUCAAGUAUUUCUCCACCCGAUAGUCCGACACACUCUUCGGUACGUCAUAGAAGAAAUGUUAGCGACACAAGUGCUUUUAAUAAAGCAUUUGCAAGCGAAACAACACAAUUUCUAGCACCAUAUGAAGCUUCAGUGAAAUCACGUUCGGAAGAUGCUACUACUCCUGAAGUUCAGACUGGCGUAAGAUCUUGUCUAGGAUCUAGCGCUUCGCAUGGCGAACUUUCAAGCGUAACUGCUACUGAAGGAAGGUCUUUAAGCGCGGAUGUAGCAGCUUGGAAUCCGUUUGAAGACGUACAACCCUUCAAUCAGCUAACAGAAGAUCAUAUUUUCGGUGCCGAGUUUGAUAAAAUUAGAAGAGGAAGUAAUGCAAGCAUCGCUGGUGUAAAAAGUCGCGAAAGCCUUGUUAUGACGUAUGCAGAAUUACCGGAAGAUCCAUUCGAAUCCGCACCUUUUAGUUUGCCAAGCAAGUCGCAAUUAAACGGUAGACCGAGAAUACCUGCUAAACAAUGGAAUCCAGGAUUCGAGCGCGCCGAACUGGACCAGAAAAUCACAGGGAACAAUCCCGUUUCUCCGCCGUUCGUUCGGAUCCCGUUGGAAGAUCGGUCGAAAUACGAGAAGUUAACGUUCGACGCUGGAGACGUGUCCAGCGACAGCGAUAAGGAUUUAUCGCACGAGCGAAUGAAACAAAAGAGAAAGAGAGCCAAGAACAUGAUACAUAGGAAGAGAAGAACGCAGAAUGCGAAGAACGUGCCGAGUGAUACGACAGGAGGAGGCACGGCUGGUAAUUUGAAGACGCUCGGUAACAACUGGUGUAAUCAAAGUAUUUGCAACAAUGUUAGGUCGAAUGGUGAUUGCAGAAAGACCAGUAUUCGAAAUGGUAGUGACAAGGAGGAAAUACAGGAAGAGCGAGAGGAGGAGGAGGAGGAGCAGACAGAGAGGAACAAGGAAAAGAAGAACAUAAAGGAAGAGACGAGAAAGGAGAACAAAAGAAAAGAGGAGGAUGAAGAAGAGGGUGAGAAACUUGUUGAGGAAGAGGAAGAGGAAGAAGAGGACGAGGAGGAGGAAGAGGAAGAAGAGGAGGAGGAGGAGGAACAGGAAGUGGAAGACGAUGAUGAUGACGACAAAGAUAACGAUGACAUCGACAAUAAUAAUAAUGACAACGACGACAAGAGAACCUACGAUAUCGAUGAAAAUUGUGAUGAGAUGAAUGAAGCUACGGAGGUUGUACAUAGAAUUUGCGGUUCGGUUCAUCAUGCGGAAAGAAACGUUAUUACGAGCGAACAGGAUUACAGGACGAAAAAAUCGAAGAAAUAUUAUCGAGGAGAGCAAUCGUCGGUUACUCGAGUGAACACAGAUCCAGUUGUCGGCCAUCAAUACGGAGAGAAGCCCCUUUUACUUGACGAUGAACUCGAUUCAGAGCCAAAGUUGGAAUACUCUCAUGGCGAUCCGUUCGUUAUGGACGAUCGAUAUGGAUCAAAGUAUCAGUCGUUCGACGGCAUCAGGUCGUUGAAGAGAAACGAGAGGGCGAACCUAUUGAGCGACUUGAGAUCGUGGAAACACGGUGAAGACGUUUUCGCUUUGGCACCGUUUCCAAAAUCAUCCGGCUACUCGAAAAGGAACAACGAUUGUCAGCAAGAGAGCAACGAAUUUCAAACUGUAGUUCCUGCUAUUUUUGAUUUGACAGCUACGUCGGAGACGGCAGCAGAUUCGGAGAGCAGAUUGCUUUCCACAGGAACAUGUAACUCGUCCUCGUUGUUAGCGAAUGUCACGAAAGGAUUUGCGGAUAUUGACUUGCUGUCCGGUGACAACACGCAACAAUCUCCGGUCACUAAGGCGAUCCCGAUUAUUUACCGGGACUCUGAACGAAAGAGAAACCAAAUGGAUCAAGAUGGCAAGCUUGAGAAAGCAAGAGACGGAGAAGAAAAUAAAGAAAAAAACAAAUGGAUAGAAGCGACGAAGGAAGAGAAAGAGAAAGAAGUGGAUGGAAGAAGAGAAGAAAAUAGAGAAACGGAUUUAUUUGGCUCAUCGCCAUUUAGUCCAAGCAGUUUCGUAAUAAAUUCGUUCGACUUCAACAGUUCGCGAAAUGAAGAGACCUCAAGUCGAUCGGCAAAAAUGACGUUUCCCAGCCAGGAAGAACCUUACGAUGAUUACAUCCACGUGCCUGUUCGUACCUCUCAGACUCGACAUUCUCCAUCGAACGUUUGCCACAUGAAACAGGCUGCUGGAGCCACGCCAACUACGAAAACAACGUUGAAUUCCAAAUUUUCCGACGACUCCGCGGAUAACGAGUAUUCGCAUACGUUCCCAGAUGUUUCGAAAGAUCUGUUCGGUUCCAUUCCAUUCAACGAAUUCGCAUCUUUACAACUGAACGAGGAGAAAAAGAGAACGGAGGCUUGCGUUUUACCAUUUGUUCAAUUAUCGUCACCAUUAUCGACGCAACUUCACCAAUCGCAGCUACAACCGCAGUCACAGUCACAGUCGCAAACCUCGAGUUUUGUCGGCGAGAAUUUGAACGCGAUUUUAUUGGAUAAAGCGCAAUCGUCGGACACCAUCGCUGAUCGAGCAUCUACUUUGAAGGAGGUAUAUACGAUUAAACCGGUUCAGCAUACUGCUCGGAUCACUAUUCAGACGGUGAACAGCGUGUCGAAGCCAGAUGUUACAUCGGACAUUGUCUCACCGAUGUCGCCUGAACCAUUGAUGGUUACCGAUGACGAUCACCACGAUAUACCAAGGCAUAGACGAGAAAAAUUUAACAAGUCAGAGAAAUCGAAGUAUCAUUUAAUCAAUGAAAUUCACAACGAUGUUAGCGACGUUCUAUCGUCGACGAAGCUAACUCACAAGACCAAGACAACUGGUUACGGUAAGAAAAUUCCAAGGGUGAAGAAAUGUUCUGUUGUUAGCACAGCUGCUGGCUUCAGUAACAUGAGUUUCGAAGAUUUCCCGAGCGACGAGAACGAGGAGAAACAGUUUAAGAAUACGAAAAUCGCUCCGUUCGAGGUGGUCAGAGAACCUGAGAAACGGUUCGGAUCAUUGAAGAGAAGGAGCAACCCGUUCACCUGA
Messenger RNA from Heterotrigona itama, 6666 nucleotides. NCBI's taxonomy places the organism in Eukaryota, Metazoa, Arthropoda, Insecta, Hymenoptera, Apidae. The record is from the annotation of a GenBank genome assembly.